Loa loa (African eye worm) is the source of this 330-nucleotide messenger RNA. RefSeq lists its product as hypothetical. Bases 1 to 330 code for a protein of 109 amino acids. Lineage: Eukaryota; Metazoa; Nematoda; Chromadorea; Rhabditida; Onchocercidae. The transcript has 2 exons. The record is from RefSeq and is a predicted model, not a curated record.
AUGCAAUGGUCUACGUUCAAUAGUCUACGUCAAGCAGCCAGCCUAUAUCCAACAAUUUACGUCAAAAAGAUCCGGUCACGUCAAACAGUUUACGUCAAGCAACCAGUCUACAACAAUCUAUGUCAAGCAAUCAGUCUACAACAGUCUACGUCAAGCAACGAGUCUACGUCAAGCAAUCAGUCUACAACAGUCUACGUCAAGCAGCCAAUGUUUACGUCAAGCAGCCAGUCUAUAUCCAACAGUUUGCGUCAAAAAGAUCCGGUCACGUCAAAUAGAUCCAAUUUGCAUCAAACAGAUGCGAUGUUAUCACGACGAUAUUUGAUUUGCUAA